Molecule: messenger RNA, 968 nt
Organism: Onthophagus taurus
Lineage: Eukaryota; Metazoa; Arthropoda; Insecta; Coleoptera; Scarabaeidae
Product: CDAN1-interacting nuclease 1
Source: RefSeq, a predicted model, not a curated record
UAAAUUAAAUACACUAUAUACACAACAAUAGAACUGUCAACCGUGUCAACUGUCACAUUGUUAUGAUCUCCACAUAACUUGUUAAUUUAUAUAAUUAAUUAAUUUUUAAAUAAAAUCGUUAUGGAAACUGAGGAAUAUGGUGAAAUAAUGAAAACCAUAAAAGGUUUUCAUGGGUUAACAAGAAAUUGCCUUAUGGUUCUCACAGAAAAAUUUCCAAAAAUCCAAAAAGAAACUUUAUACAGCAUUUUAUCCUUGGAAUAUCAACGACAUAUGAAGCACCGUUUUGAGAAAUCACCCUCAUCAAUUAACAAAAUGUAUGAUUUGUAUGAAAAAGCGAUAACAAAUGGAGAAGAUUCUGGUGUUAUUAUAAGAUUAUCCCUUGAAAAUAAAAUUGCACCUUGUUUAGCGGCUAAAUUAAUUUUAUUAAAAAAAUAUGAAGAUGUACUUAAUGAUGAAUCUGUUUUACAAACUAAUGUUAGUCAGUAUCUUAGGGAUACCUCUUUAAUUGAUGAUAAAGUCCUUGCAUAUGAAAUAUUUCUUUGUACCUUAUAUGAUGAUCAGUACAGUCAUAUAGUCGAAGUAAUGAGAACUUCUGUAGGUCAACAAUACGAAAUAGUAAUUAACAGAAAAUUAAGGGAGCUUGGUUUAGCUUUUCGUGACGAAGAGUGGUUGAGAAAACUGGGCUAUGAUAAAACACCCGAUUUUAAAUUGGACAUUCCAAUAAUGAUUGAUGGUUUGGUGAUUCAUUGGAUUGAAAGUAAAGCGGUUUUUGGAGAUGUUGAAUCUCAUACUGAGUAUAUAAAAAACCAGUAUUCUAGUUAUUGGAAUAGAUUUGGACCUGGAUUAGUUAUUUAUUGGUUCGGAUAUAUGAAAUGCAUCACUGAGACAACAUCAAAAAAUCUAAUGAUUAAGGAUAAAAUACCUGAAAAUAUACAACAACUUGAAUAAUAUAUUUUUGAUAAAGACAA